CUGCCAAUCGGCGCGCCUCUACCAACGCCCCUUAAAGGCGCAGCCACCGCCUCCGGAGCCGGGACGAACCAAUUCCUCCGUUGCGGCCCCCACCUGCAGUAUGGAGUCGUCUCGGGGGCGGCCCGGGCCUGAGACGGACCUUCUGGCUGUAGCGGAACAGCAGGCCGCAAUCUUCGGCGGCGGACCGGGCCGAACGUCCUCUGAGCCGCCCUCAGGCCUCCGGGUGUCCGGAGAGGAAAAGGCCGAGAACGUUGGGGGCGCGAACCGCCACCCCAGGACGUCCCCGAAGACGUCAAGCUGCGGCGUCGUCCACCGACCGGAACGGGAGGCUCUCGAGAAAGAGCCCGGCCCUCAAGGGACGCCGUCUGGGGCUGGGAGCCUCAGUGGGGCGCCGGGUGCAGAGCACGAACCGUCCCUGUCCUUCCGGCACAAGGACCCGGCGCCGCCCGAGGGCAAGCCCGCCUCCGGGAGGGACUGCCGUCGAGGGGGACCAGGCGGCGGGAUGGAUGUUGAGCAGCAGGAGGAGGAAGACAACGACGAGGAGGCGGCCGCGGGCGGCAGAGCCGGCCGCUCGUUCUCCAGCCGCCUUCAGGACAGCCGCAGCCUGGACGGGCUGAGCGAGGCGUGCGGUGGCGCCGGGUCCUCAGGGAGUGCCGAGUCCGGCGCGGGCGGUGGACGCCGCGCCACCAUCUCCAGUCCCCUGGAGCUCGAGGGCACAGUGAGCCGCCACGGCGACCUCACCCACUUUGUCGCCAACAAUCUGCAACUCAAGAUCCGUCUGAGCGGCGCUCCUCCACCCCCACCUUCUGCCCCUGCGCGGCCCUGCCCAACGCCUGCACCCACACCCACACCAGCCAUUCCCCCCAUCGACCCUGAGGUGCUGCGGGAUCUGGAGCGGUUGAGUCGGGAGCUGGGAGGCCGGGUGGACCGUCUGCUUCGCGGUCUAGGUGGCGCGGUGCAAGAGCUGACCGCGCUGAGCGUGGGCUGCAUCCAGACCUACCGCGACGCUGUGGACUCCUUAGGUGAAGCCGUGGACAUGAGCAUCAAGGGCAUGUACACCCUGCUGGCGCGCUGCGAGGAGCUGGAGCGGGCUCUACAGCCGGUUCAGGGGCUGGCUCGCCAAGUCCGGGAUAUCCGACGUACUCUGGAGGUGUUGGAGGCCCUGUGCAAGUGACCAGGAGGACAGGAGAGGCCGGGCCUGGCCAGGGCAGGGCCCAGCAGGACCCUAAGGACUCUUCAGGGAGUCCUGGUGGGAAGUGCCCACUGAGGGGAGGCCUGUGUGUUGGAGGCUCUUCCAGAUACGUUCAGCUGGCCCGCGCCCACUCGCUGGGCCUUAGGCUGGUGUAUAUGGGGAAGUUGUAACGGCUUUCCUGGUGGGAGGGGAUGUUACUCUGCUUUUAUACAGUUGGCCAUCUGUAGCUACCCUGUUCUUCCCAACUCUCCUCCCUAGCUAGAGCACCAGCCCUGGGAACACAGGGCUUUAGGUCUGCUUCAAGGUGAGGACGUGACUCCCACAUAUAAUCAGGAGAAAGGGACAGAGGAAGCCCCAGCCCCCACUGUGGCUAUCCUGACUUCAGUGGCCACAUCUCAGGUGCCAGGGGCUGUGGGAGCUUGAGCCGUCCUUGGCCAAACACACCGCAGGCAAGGAUGCACCCCUGCGGAUGGAUAGCCUUCUGCUUCUGCCCUCUGGCCCUCUACCAUACCACUUCCCCAGCCAGAACCGGGAUGCAGCUAGGAGGAAUGGGUUGCACGGCGGAGGGGGGUGAGGUGAGAGGCGUCUCACUGCUCUCAGGGUUCAGGUAGAAUGUCGCUGGUUUUGAAGCCCACCUGUUGUGGAGUGUUCUCAUCAGUUUUGGCUUUCUGAGAUUUUGUGGAAUUAAAGUGCUGCUGCUGCGAAGGC
Piliocolobus tephrosceles (Ugandan red Colobus) is the source of this 1900-nucleotide messenger RNA. It is a transcript of the gene BORCS6, whose product is annotated as BLOC-1 related complex subunit 6. Bases 101 to 1174 code for a protein of 357 amino acids. Lineage: Eukaryota; Metazoa; Chordata; Mammalia; Primates; Cercopithecidae. Gene Ontology annotation, cellular component: BORC complex. Gene Ontology annotation, biological process: lysosome localization. The record is from RefSeq and is a predicted model, not a curated record. The transcript has a single exon.